GCCGUUACCUAAAUGAAUCCCUUUUUUGGCCCGAAAUAUUUGUGUACAAUUUUUUCAAGAACAAAAUAACUGGUGGCAGUGUGUGUGUGUGAGAGAAUUAGCCAAGAUCUGUGAAUUUUUUGGGUAGAUCUGUUGGUUGGGUUUGUUGAUAAAGAUUCAAUUUUGAUCUUGUUUAGAGAAAAGAUGAAUAUAUUCAGGCUUGCUGGGGAUAUGACCCAUUUGGCUAGUGUUCUUGUUUUGCUUCUCAAGAUCCAUACUAUUAAAUCUUGUGCUGGUGUUUCUCUGAAGACGCAAGAGCUAUAUGCUCUUGUCUUUGUUACUCGCUACUUGGACAUAUUUACAGACUUUAUUUCACUAUACAAUACUACAAUGAAGUUGGUUUUCUUGGGAAGCUCUUUGUCAAUUGUGUGGUACAUGAGGCAUCACAAAAUUGUUCGCAGAUCUUAUGACAAAGACCAAGAUACUUUCCGUCAUGUUCUCCUUGUGGUUCCUUGCCUUGUAUUGGCUCUUGUUAUACAUGAGAAGUUUACCUUCAAGGAGAUAAUGUGGACCUUUUCCAUAUUCUUGGAAGCUGUCGCCAUCCUUCCUCAGCUUGUCUUGUUGCAGAGAACAAGAAAUAUAGACAACUUGACUGGACAAUACAUUUUACUCUUGGGCGCAUAUCGGUCACUUUACAUCUUGAACUGGGUAUACCGCUACUUCACAGAACCACACUUUGUACAUUGGAUAACCUGGAUUGCAGGCCUCGUGCAGACGUUGCUUUAUGCUGAUUUCUUCUAUUAUUACUUCCAAAGCUGGAAAAAUAACACCAAACUCGAACUUCCUGCCUGAGCUCAUAUAGAAGUAAACAAGAGCUGGCUGAAGAAUGAUCCCGAUGAACGUUUAUAGGCUAUGGUUAUUCUCUGCCCCGUCCCCCGUCUGGGUUUUCCUUCUUUCGUUGGCUAUAACUAGGUCAAGAGUAAGAAAAACAUGAUACAGAUCAUAUUUAGAGUCUUGUUUUGCAUCAAGAAUCAUGUCUUUGCUGCUAAAGUAGAUUGUUAAAAAGCAUAUUCUUUAUGUAACAAGAAAACUUUGUGACUUCAUUUUUGUUGUACUAGAGAUUUU
Messenger RNA from Solanum stenotomum, 1104 nucleotides. Its product is annotated as ER lumen protein-retaining receptor. The transcript has 6 exons. Lineage: Eukaryota; Viridiplantae; Streptophyta; Magnoliopsida; Solanales; Solanaceae. Gene Ontology annotation, biological process: protein retention in ER lumen; endoplasmic reticulum to Golgi vesicle-mediated transport. Gene Ontology annotation, molecular function: ER lumen protein retrieval receptor activity. The coding region runs from base 184 to 831 and encodes 215 amino acids. Gene Ontology annotation, cellular component: membrane; endoplasmic reticulum; cis-Golgi network. The record is from RefSeq and is a predicted model, not a curated record.